Messenger RNA from Papaver somniferum (opium poppy), 576 nucleotides. RefSeq lists its product as uncharacterized. The record is from RefSeq and is a predicted model, not a curated record. The transcript has 2 exons. The coding region runs from base 86 to 394 and encodes 102 amino acids. NCBI's taxonomy places the organism in Eukaryota, Viridiplantae, Streptophyta, Magnoliopsida, Ranunculales, Papaveraceae.
AACACAAAUAAACCUUCUUCAUUUCUCUUGUGUAUUACAGAGAGAUUGAGAGAGCAGAAGAAGGACAUAAAAAGAAGAGAAAGAGAUGGCAAGAGCUAAUAUGAUGGGCUGGGCAACGAUGCUGGUUGUGGUGAUGGCUUUGUAUGCCGGUAAAGCUGAAGGACUCUUUUGUAUCGACGAUUGUGCAAGAGAACAUGCACAAGAAAAAGGUGGGUCUAUGAGGCAAUACUUGUGGGAAUGUGGCGUCGAAUGUAAUAGCAAUUCUGGUAGGAAGUAUCCUACUUCCAGCACAGUUGAAGCUAAGGCUCUCCGCACUCGAAGUUUUGGCCCAAGCAACCGAGUUCCGCCAAUGAUUGUUCAAGACCUCCAUCAACAGUUUCCAUGUAAUUGUUAAACACCGCCAUUAAAAGUGCCCUCUGUGAUUAAUAGUGCCUCUCUUGCCGUCUCUUCUUCUUCUUUGUUGUCCUUCUUCUUCUCAUGUUUGUAUCACACUGAAAGGAAUUUCACAUUGAAUUUCGUUGUUAGUUCUAUAUAUAAUAUUAGUAUUAAUAAGAGGUUAUGAGUUGGUCUCUCUUA